UGCUUCCAGAUUCCAUAGGAGACGAUGGAGUUAGACUGGGAGCAUGCGACACUGUUGGUUACAUACCUAUGAUGUAUCAUGAUGCAAUGCUCCCAAUGUCCCUGAUGGGGCAGUCAAUGCCAGGGACACAUAUAUAGUAGACUGAAUCGUUCCAUUGCUGAUACAUCUUAAUCGAAGUCAUCUCAGUUCUACUAUUUACCCGACCAGACACAACACGCAAAUACCAAAUACCUACAUCAUGAACGACUACGACAAGGUUCGCGUGGCUUACGAUGCCGAAAAGGACCUCAACUCCUACCAGGCCAAGCAGGGCCUUGGUCCUAAGAGUGAUUCCACUCUCGAGUCGGGUGUGAACGAAAUGGUCGACAGGAAGUUCGAAACAGGCAUUCGUACCGGCAGAGAAGCAGGCGCUUCGGGCAGCAACCGCAAGCCCAUCCCUGAGGACGAGGGAGGCAGUCGUGAUGAUCGCGGCAGACUGGCUCCAGCUGGAGAGUUCGAAGGCCCUGGAGGCCCUGAGGAUAAGGUGAAGAUUCAGUCUGAGCGUCGUCCUGGUGAUCAAGACACUCUGAACCUUCAAGACCUGAAGCGUGAGGGAGUCGCGCAAUAAAGAUUAUGUAUAUCAUAAUGAAGCUUUACUGAAUGAUAAAAGCAACCUAGAUUGCCUUGAUUG
Molecule: messenger RNA, 670 nt
Organism: Aspergillus ibericus CBS 121593
Lineage: Eukaryota; Fungi; Ascomycota; Eurotiomycetes; Eurotiales; Aspergillaceae
Exons: 3
Coding region: 239-607 (122 amino acids)
Source: RefSeq, a predicted model, not a curated record